GCUCAAUUAUCGAUAUUCGCAUGUAUACACGCCCCCGAUGUAAGAGGACAAAUAAAUAAUUAACUAACACAAAUACUCAGCACAUGAGAAGAGCGUGAAAAACACUGUUGUAUGAUGUACUGCGAAUAGUUAAUGAUUGUACAGUACAUACAAAUUGGGAACAUCCAUUCCCUGCCACAGAACAGAGCUCGAGUGCGACUCCCUCCUGAAUGGUGAAGGUGAAUCUACAUAGACAUAGAGUGUCCAGGUACGAGCAGCAGUUCACUUCAUUUGCAUACAUUGUUGGAGAAGACAGGCGGCGGCGGCGGAGAUGGGCAACAAACAGAUCAAACAGCACCUGGAGACGGCACAGAAGACGGGCAUACUGAAGAUCUCACUGCAGCGACUGCAGGAGUUUCCGCCACAGCUGAAGGCCUAUCCCAAUGUCCUAAAAACGCUCGAUCUGUCCGAGAACCGCUUCGAGCACAUGCCCGACGAGCUGGGGCGACUGACGCUGCUGAAGCAUCUGAACCUGAGUGGCAAUCGUCUGGUGGAGCUCAACACAGUGGUGGGCGAGCUGUUGAAGCUUGAGGUGCUGCUGCUAAUGGACAAUUAUUUGACCAAGCUGCCCAAAACGUUGGUCAACUGCACCAAUCUGAAGACGGUGAACCUGAGCAACAACCAGCUCAAGGAGUUCCCCUCGAUGCUGUGCGGCCUGAGUAAACUGGAUGUGCUCGAUCUGUCCAGGAACAAGAUCACCAAAGUCCCAUCGGAGGUGGGCAGUCUCUGCGUCACCGAGCUGAACCUCAAUCAGAAUCAGAUUUCUUCGCUGGCCGAAGAUGUGGCCGACUGUCGCAAGCUGAAGACCCUGCGGCUCGAGGAGAACUGUCUGCAAGCGACCGCCUUCACGCCGCGCAUUCUCAAGGAGUCAAAGAUUUGCAUUCUCGCCGUCGAUGGAAAUCUGUUCAACUCCAAGCAGUUCACCGACCUCGACGGCUACGACGUUUACAUGGAGCGCUACACGGCGGUCAAGAAGAAGAUGUUCUAGGCCCAGACGCCGCCGUCAAGCAAUUACAUGCAUAUGUAUCUUCAUGUCCCCCCCUAUUUAUGUUUCUAAACUAGUUUAAUAGCUUAAUUGUACGUAUGCCUUCAUUGUAAAUCGUUGAGAAUAAACAGAGAAAACCAAUACAAAGAUUCACAGGAAAGAAC
Molecule: messenger RNA, 1188 nt
Organism: Drosophila obscura
Lineage: Eukaryota; Metazoa; Arthropoda; Insecta; Diptera; Drosophilidae
Product: leucine-rich repeat-containing protein 57
Exons: 1
Coding region: 311-1027 (238 amino acids)
Molecular function (GO): protein binding
Source: RefSeq, a predicted model, not a curated record